GGCCCCGCGGACAUGGCGGCGGACGCGGCGGCGGCGCCCGACUACGAGUCGGCGGAGCUGUACACGCGCGCGUUCCGCGUGGGCGCCCUGGGCCUCGGCUGGCGGCAGCAGCUGGGGCCGCCCGACCUCUCGCUGGCGGCGGAGGCGGAGGAGGCGGCGGAGGAGGCGGAGGAGGCGGACGCGGCCGUGGCGGCGGCGCUGGGCUGCGCGCUGGGCACGGCGGCCGAGCUGCGCGCCGUCUGCAGCAUUGAUAUGUUAAUGUCUUCUGAAAAAGAAGAGGACCCAGAUGUUAUUCCUGAAGAUAGCAGCCUACUCACUCUUCGAAUUAGAAAGAAGGCCUUAGAAAGGAGAGAAGAAACAAUUAUUGUGGAUCGAGCUUGCAGACAAGAGACUCUUGCCUAUGAGAUGGAGUCACAUGCAACUGGAAAGAGGCCAGACAAUGCAACAGAUCUAAUUGAGGAGGGAGAACUACUUUUAACUCUGAACAUCUUUUAUCCUGUUAUAUUUCAGAAGCAUAAAGAUCACAAACCCUACCAAACAGUCCUUGUGCUGGGCAGCCAGAAGCUCACUGAGCUGAGAGACUCGAUUUCCUGCGUCAGUGACCUCCAGAUAGGUGGUGAGUUCAGCAGUCAGCCAGAUCAAGCACCAGAGCACAUCAGCAAGGAUCUCUACAAAUCUGCCUUCUUCUACUUUGAAGGCAUCUUCUAUAAUGAUAAAAGAUACCCAGAGUGCAGAGAUCUGAGCAGAACAAUUAUAGAGUGGUCAGAAUCUCAUGACAGAGGCUAUGAAAAUCUUCAGUCUGUUAAGAUGGAGGAUUAUGUAUUUAAUGAUUUAUCCCUCAAAAUUGGCUUUCCAUACCUUUACUGCCACCAAGGGAACUGUGAACACAUCAUUAUAAUCACAGAUAUAAGGCUUAUCCAUCAUGAUGACUGUCUGGAUAGGAAUCUGUAUCCCUUACUAGUCAAGAAACAUUGGCUAUGUACCAGAAAAUGCUUUGUGUGCAAGAUGUAUACAGCAAGGUGGGUAACCAACAGAGACAGUCUGGCACCCGAGGAUCCUUGUUUCUUCUGUGAUGUUUGUUUUCGGAUGCUCCACUAUGAUGCAGAAGGCAAUAAACUGGGGGAGUUUCUUGCAUAUCCUUAUGUUGAUCCUGGGAUUUUCAAUUGAAACUGACAUGCGCCAGGAUUAAUUCAGUGAAUGGCAUUGUUGAAUCUGUUGCUCUAGCUGCUAAAACCACUGGACAGCUUGAGAUUUGAGCCUACUGCUGGGUUUCAGGUUAGGCAUGUAAUCCUUUCCUGUGAGCUAGAACGAGCCCUUUGCACUUGAUGUCUAUCUAGUGUGUUUUUCUGAGUAAGUAUGAUUUUACAGAUAAGUUGGCAUGGAAAAAUAUAAUACACUUUUACAACAUUACAGUUUGGAUGCUACGGACUGUAAAAUGUGGAUUUGUGAGAAUACCUGGCAAAAGAAACCAUGAUUUCGAGAUGCUCUGUGCAUCCAAGGCUCUGUAAACCCCUGAGGAUGAGAACAUGGUCUGUAUAUAUCUUACCUUGAAAACUCAGGCAGUUGCCAUAUUUGAAUAAGGGUGGAUGGCACUGAAUUUGAAGGGAGGAGAAUGUUUGUGGGAGAGAAGCUCAGAAUGCCGGUUAAACUCUUGGGUCUUUCCUACAAAUGAAAGCUUGCAUCUGAAGGCUUCUGCUGUCCUUGGCUUCUGACUCUGAGGACUGAUUCUGUAAAGAGGAAACUACAUUUCACCAUUUUACUGAAUUGUAGCCUGCCUUUUAAAUAAUUUUGUCAAGUGUUUACAGUGUAUGCAAUGUUCAUUGUGCACGUUUUUUAGUAUCAUUCUGUUGUUGAAAGUAAUGUUUUAUUUUAUUAAAAUGUGAUUUUAUAGUUCCUAGUCUCUUGUUAAACUGAAACUCUGUCAAGGCAUACAUUCUUUUUUUUUUAAAGUCUUCUGGAAUUAAAAGGAUAUUAGCGGAGAUCUUUGUUGUUUAGAGAAGUUAGCACUAGCUGCUUUUCUUUUGAAAACUUCAGCUAGUUCUGGUUGGGGGAAGACAGCCUACUCUGACAAUCCACAUACAGAAAAGUGACAAACUGAAUCCUGUUCAGGUUCUGUGGCUGUAGAUUCUGCCACUGCUGACUUGAUUAUCUUAGAUGUCUUGAAACAAAGGUAUCUGAAGCAUUUGCAGGGCUCCAUUGGUCACUCCCAUAUCUUACUGCUUUCUGGUGAUGUAUUAAGUCAUGUUAACAUAAAUCCGUGAUUUUUUUAGAGACAACAAAAAGAAGUGGGGGUUUUUUCCUGACUUGUAAACCAGCCAGCUGUUGGCCUGUGUAUUUUAAUGAACCAGCCACUUGUAAAAGCAGGUAGUGAUAGUUCUCAUAUCCUUCAGGAAUCUGCAGAAAAGGGAGUGCCCUGCCCAUCUCAACUGUGACAAGUCCAACUGCUGGGGCUGGGCUGCUUUGUGGUGCUGCAGCAGCUGCUUUAAAGGUCCUCUACUAUGCCACUGUGGUUGCAACUUCAGCAUUUGCCUCACAAGUUGCUACUCCUUAUCUUUCCCCUAUCUCAUCCUCCUUCAGCUGUCUCCCAUAAAUAUACAGGCUUCCUAGUCCUCUUCAGUAUUGGAUCGGGGGUAAUACAGAGAACAAGCUUGAGUUCUAAAGCAGCAAUCAGUAGUCUUUUUGUGGGAGCAUUUUUUUUCUUUAGCUGUAGAGAGAAGGGAAUGGCAAAAUGUGAGUUUACUCUUUCAUUAAAUUAACUUGCCUCAAA
This is a messenger RNA of Sturnus vulgaris (Common starling), 2767 nucleotides long. It is a transcript of the gene SNAPC3, whose product is annotated as small nuclear RNA activating complex polypeptide 3. The record is from RefSeq and is a predicted model, not a curated record. Gene Ontology annotation, cellular component: snRNA-activating protein complex. Gene Ontology annotation, biological process: snRNA transcription by RNA polymerase III; snRNA transcription by RNA polymerase II. Lineage: Eukaryota; Metazoa; Chordata; Aves; Passeriformes; Sturnidae. Gene Ontology annotation, molecular function: RNA polymerase III type 3 promoter sequence-specific DNA binding; core promoter sequence-specific DNA binding; bent DNA binding.